Molecule: messenger RNA, 1611 nt
Organism: Coregonus sp. 'balchen'
Lineage: Eukaryota; Metazoa; Chordata; Actinopteri; Salmoniformes; Salmonidae
Source: the annotation of a GenBank genome assembly
AUGGAGUCAAUUCGAUGGCUUUUAGCAGUUGCUGGAGUUGAGGUAAGCAGGCUGAACAAAUAAAACCCAACAUUUUUACUGUAGGUUGUUUACAGGACUUGCUUUUUCAAGUAGUCAAUUAAAGUACCCUGAGUGAAAUAGUGGGUAGACAAACAGGUGAUGCACACAGAUGGAUCACUGAACUGGAUGUUCCGUCAUAAUUAAAAUAUAUGUUUUAUGUCCAGUUUGAGGAAGUGGCUAUAUCAAAGCGCCAGGAAUAUGUAAAACUGUUGAGUGGUAGGUUUGGUCACAAUGGUAAUACAACUCAGAUAACAUGCUCAUUGUUUUGAAGGGUGUUUAAUUGUUUUACCUUUCUUUUUCUUUAAUUUUUUAGAUGGAGCACUCAGGUUCCGUUGGUGGAAAUGGAUGGAAUGAAGCUGGUUCAAACCCAAGGCUAUCCUGAACUACAUAGCAGGGAAAUACAAUCUUUAUGGGAAAGACUUAAAAGAACGAGUCAUGUAUGUAUGACAUUUAUGAUUGAAAUCGAACUUUUAUUUACUUGUUUGGCUGUAUUGCAGAGACCUAAGAAGUGAAGCUGUUUGUACAAAAAAGGGGGGAAAUCUGCUAUGGUUUCAAAGGGUUUGGUUUUCAUUUACCUUUAGGACUGACAUGUAUGCUGAGAGACUUGAUGGAAAUGAUCAUGGUGUUGGCCUUCUUGCCGCCUGACGCCAAGAAAACUAAACUGGAGGAGAUAGAGAGGAAAGCAACAAGCCGCUACCUCCCUGUGUUCGAGAAGGUACUGAAUGAUCUGGGCCUUGGCCAGAUGGGAAGAGUAGAGCUCACUAAGGGGAGAAAGGAAAAAAAAAAAGAACAAAUCUAAGCCGUUAUAUUAGCAUAAUAAUUGCGAGAUACCAUGUUUGCUAAGGGAACAGAAAAGGUUGGCACGUCUGUACAAGUUGAUGUAUUGCAUAAUGAGGGUGUGCUUGUGAUUUUAUAACAGGCGCUCCCUAGCUCCCAGUACCUGGUGGGUAAUCAAUUGAGCUGUGCGGAUGUCCAGCUACUUGAAACCACCUUGAUGUUGGAGGAGAAAUUUCCAACAAUUCUCUCCAAAUUCCCUGUUGUUAAGGUAAAGUUGAUUACAAAUGUAUUUUGUUGUUGACAAAAUAAUCACGAGUCAAAUCAUCUUGUUACAUUUGAGUGCAUCUCAUCAAAACAUGUUAGAGGUUGACAUAACUCCAGCAGCAUAUGAAUAUCACAUACCAGCUGCACAGCACAUUUUUCAGUCAGAUAUCAGUAUACAAUAUGACUGGCCAUACCAGUUCAAAUGUACUGCUACCACACCCUGGUGGAUCCCAAUAAUCUCUCCUCUCUCAUGACGUGUGCACUCUUUCAGUACUUACCACAAAUCUCAAAGCAUUGGAUUGGUGGAGGCAUAUUUCUUUUACCAGUCAUUUCCUUUCAAAUCAGUGAAGGGAAGCAAACAAGUGCACACUUGGGGAGGAAGGAGAGAUGAUUAGGACAUUGUCUGCAGCAGAUUUAAAAGAAAGGUAAAAAGAUCCAUGGAUGCUUCAGUUGAUUCAUUCUUGAUUGGGUGAGAAUGGUUUUCUUUUCAGGAUUUUCAAGGGAGGAUGA